Messenger RNA from Rhincodon typus (whale shark), 482 nucleotides. Its product is annotated as ankyrin-1-like. The record is from RefSeq and is a predicted model, not a curated record. The transcript is spliced from 3 exons. Lineage: Eukaryota; Metazoa; Chordata; Chondrichthyes; Orectolobiformes; Rhincodontidae. The annotation marks the transcript as partial.
CACCCAGGUUUUGGUUGGCAGACUGCCCCCGAACAGCGGAAGCGGUGAACUUUGCCACCCAACUCUACAACGAGCUCAUGGCUGUGCCCUACAUGGCCAAGUUUGUGGUGUUUGCCAAGAUGCAUGAUGGGAGAGAUGGCCGUCUGCGAUGCUACUGCAUGAGUGACGACAAGGUGGAUAAGACCCUGGAGCAGCAUGAGAACUUCACCGAGGUGGCUAGAAGCCGCGAUAUCGAGGUCCUGGAGGGAAUGCCGCUGUACGUGGAAUGUUCCGGCAACAUCGUGCCCGUCAGGAAGGCGGGCCAGCAACGCUGCUUCACUUUCCGUUCGUUCAAGGAGAACCGUCUGCCCAUCACCGUCAAGGUGCGGGAUGUUAACAAGGAGCCCACAGGCCACAUUUCCUUUCUCCGCAAACCAACAAAAUACGAAGAUAUCCAGCAAGUAAUCUGUAACCUGAACAUUACCAUGCCUCCCUGUACAAAG